Messenger RNA from Lycium barbarum (goji berry), 1076 nucleotides. RefSeq names its product chitinase 2-like. The transcript has a single exon. NCBI's taxonomy places the organism in Eukaryota, Viridiplantae, Streptophyta, Magnoliopsida, Solanales, Solanaceae. The coding region runs from base 41 to 961 and encodes 306 amino acids. Gene Ontology annotation, biological process: carbohydrate metabolic process. The record is from RefSeq and is a predicted model, not a curated record.
ACAAGGGAAGUACAAGGAGUCCUUCAAAUUCCAAGAAAGCAUGAAGUCUUUAGAAUUCUGCAUCUCCCUUCUUGUUCUUCAGACUCUCUUGACCAUCUCCUGUUCAAUCGAGGCAGUUUCAGCACGCUCCCCUGGGGUUUUCAGAGAAUAUAUUGGAGCUCUAGGAGUAAACGUCACAUUCUCUGAUGUCCCAAUUAAUCCAAAUAUUGAGUUUCACUUCCUCCUCUCGUUUGCUAUAGACUACACAAACACAAAAUCACCCGAACCCACUAAUGGUGAGUUCUUGAUCUAUUGGGACACUGAAAACCUCACCCCUUCUCAUAUUUCUUCAGUCAAGGCCCAGUAUAAAAACGUUAAGGUGGGAAUGAGCCUCGGUGGUGAUACAGUGAAUGGUAAAAAUGCCACCUUUGCUCCUACAUCAAUUGCUUCUUGGGUGAGAAAUGCAAUAUAUUCAAUCACCAAGAUAGCGAAAGAGUAUAACCUGGAUGCAAUAGAUAUAGAUUAUGAACACUUUAAAACAGAUCCAGAUACAUUCGCCGAGUGCAUCGGGCGACUGUUGUACUAUCUUAAACAAAAUAAUGUUGUCUCUUACACAUCGAUAGCACCAUAUGCAGAUGAUUCAGUGCAAGUGUACUAUUUAGCACUCUGGAGAAAGUAUGGUCAUCUAAUAGACUAUGUCAACUUCCAAUUUUAUGCCUAUGAAAAGGGCACAACCAUCCCUCAAUUCCUGCAGUACUUUGAAACACAGAGUUGCAACUAUAAAGGAGGCAAGAUUCUUGUGAGUUUAGGAACUAACAAUAUUGGAGGCUUGUCUCCUGAACAUGGAUUCUUUGAUGCAUGCACCAUACUAAAGAGGCAGGGAAAACUUAAUGGUAUCUUUAUUUGGUCUGCAGAUGACUCUAUGGAAGAUCAUUUCCGAUACGAAAAGCUGUCACAGGACCUCUUAGCAAGUGCAAUUUAAAUAUCUUGCAACCAUUUAAGACAAUCUUUUGUUGGACAAAAGAUAAAAAUUGGAAUGGAAGAAUGUUAUUUUUCACUUUGGAGGCUUCUCUAGGAAAUAAGAUAUGUUUGAGGUA